Messenger RNA from Silurus meridionalis, 1990 nucleotides. RefSeq names its product ribose 5-phosphate isomerase A (ribose 5-phosphate epimerase) (gene rpia). Lineage: Eukaryota; Metazoa; Chordata; Actinopteri; Siluriformes; Siluridae. The record is from RefSeq and is a predicted model, not a curated record. Gene Ontology annotation, molecular function: ribose-5-phosphate isomerase activity. Bases 128 to 961 code for a protein of 277 amino acids. The transcript is spliced from 9 exons. Gene Ontology annotation, biological process: D-ribose metabolic process; pentose-phosphate shunt, non-oxidative branch. Gene Ontology annotation, cellular component: intracellular membrane-bounded organelle.
UCUUUAAUUGUCACUUGAGCUGGGAGACGUUUUUUUGUGGUUCCCCGAUCUCCCAUGAGCGCUGGGACUCUGCGCGGUGUGAUAUAAGGGGGUGUUUAAGCUGUAAGAGGAGGCGUGGUGAAGGGUGAUGAAGUGGUGGAGGUGGGCUGAGUUCAGCGUAAAAUCUGCACUUCUUUUUGGUCGCUCCUCCUCUUCCUCAAGGCUCAUCAGGCUGCAGCGUGGACCGGGAAACCGCUCGAACAGCAGCACCGUGAUGGCCGAAGAGGCAAAGAAACUGGCCGCCUGCGCAGCUGUGGACAAUCACAUACAGAACAACCAGGUGGUCGGAGUGGGAAGUGGCUCCACCAUAGUCUAUGCUGUGGACAGACUGGCUGAGCGAGUGCGGCAGGAGAAGUUAAACAUUGUGUGCGUUCCUACCUCGUUUCAGGCUCGUCAGCUGAUUCUGCAGCAUGGCCUGUCGCUUUCAGAUUUAGACAGGCACCCAGAUCUGGACGUAGCGAUCGACGGUGCUGACGAGGUGGAUGAUUCACUUACUCUUAUCAAAGGAGGAGGGGGAUGCUUGACUCAGGAGAAAAUUGUAGCCGGCUGUGCCAAACACUUCAUCGUCAUUGCUGACUACAGGAAGGACUCGAAGGUGCUGGGACAGCAGUGGAAGAAAGGUGUGCCGGUGGAAGUGGUCCCAAUGGCGUACGUGCCUGUGUCCAGGGCCAUCACUCGGCGCUUUGGUGGAGAAGCUGUGCUGAGGAUGGCUGUCAGUAAAGCGGGUCCUGUGGUGACUGAUAACAGCAACUUCAUCCUCGACUGGAAGUUUGAGCAGGCACAGAACUGGAAAGAGGUGAACACUGCUGUCAAAAUGAUCCCAGGUGUUGUGGAGACUGGCCUGUUUGUAGGAAUGGCUGAGAAAGUUUACUUUGGAAUGGAAGAUGGGAGUGUGAAGGUCAGAGAUGCGCCAGUGAACUGAAGAAACUCAAAAAACAGAAAGCUCUGCCCUUUCCUGUCCUUGAUGCCUCAAGUGCCAGUGCAGUGGAUACACACACACACACACACACACACACACACACACACACACACACCUCUUUGUGUUGUCACUAGGAGUAGCAAAAGCCCCAGCUGUCUAAGCGGUACACCACUAAAACAUUCCUUAUAAUCUCAUGCAGGUUUGUUUGUGUGUUCAGAGAAAUUAUACACAGAUCCUUCAUGUAGGUUUAGAGACUGUAUACAUUUUUGUUUGUUAUAUUGUUAUUUGUCACAGUCUGAGUAAAACGAUUGAAUCAUCCUGGCCCACAUACACGAUAUCGUGCAACUCGACAGAUUAAGCACAGAAUAACUAAAUGACCGUUAUACGUUCGAGAUGCUGGAGAAUGCCUAGUUUGCAUUUUCUUGCACACUGAUCUCUGUGCCUCACGCCUCGUAUCAGUCAUUUUUGUCAACGUUGAUGCCUUAUUUCAAAUGUACUUUUUCAGUUCAACCCUCACCUAACAGGUUAUAUAUGAAUAAUCCAGAAUAAUCUAGCAUUGCAGGUAAAUAUUAUUUAAUACAUAUUUAAUGGUAUGAUUAAACCAACUUGCAUGUAUUUGUUCCAAACAGAUUUAUCUGUUUUAAUCUAAACCACAUACCAGCUUUUGGGUUUUAUUUGUAUAUUUCAUAUAUAUAAUUAUAUAAUGUGUAUGUGUGCCUGUAGACUUUGGUAGCAUCAGGGAUUCCAAGUGCGAUCUACCAAACUGUCUCACACUCUCGCGCCUUAUCUUACACGCAUAUGUGAUAUAAAAAUAUAUAAUUAUUUCUUAUCUGGAAUGGGCAUUAUAAAUUUGCAUAACAAGAUUUUACACACCAGCUUUUUUUUUUUUUUACCUCUGUUACCAACAUUAUUGAUAUAGGUUAUAGGGGUUGUAGGUUUUGAUAUUUGUUUGUUGUUGUUGCGACCAAAUUCCUACAUUGUUUUGCUUCUGAAUGAAGAUGAAAUAUAAUAAAAGAGGACUGUUGAACCGAA